CGUGGAUCGCUCUUGCGAGUGUCGUUGUACUUGAGGAACAGCGCCGACACCAGCUGGUUGCUGGCUGUGAGGAUGUUGGCGAUCUGGGCGGCAGCGACAGACUUCCCCACUCCAGCAACAGCAUUGACCCACAGGACAGUGUCGGUGGUGUCCUGGUUGACCCAGUCGGUUGUUUGGUCGAACAGCCACUGGCGGGUGCCCUCGACAUACAGAUCCUCGAGUGCUCGUCUGUCGGAAGUGGAAUCGAUCGGAUCGAGGAGGGAUCGCAGGAGCGUGGUAUGUCUCGUUGGCAGUGAGGAC
Molecule: messenger RNA, 300 nt
Organism: Polychytrium aggregatum
Lineage: Eukaryota; Fungi; Chytridiomycota; Chytridiomycetes; Polychytriales
Exons: 3
Source: RefSeq, a predicted model, not a curated record